AUGCUUUCUUUUAAAAUAAACCAUUUUUGGUCCAUUUACCAAAGCUGGGUGCAAACAGAAUCUGAUUCCAAAGAGGCCAUAUCUUGCCUUAAUCGUUCAAUCCCACUGGGUAGGUGGCAGCUCUAUUCAAUUCUAUGUAGUAUCAAAAACUCUUGCUCUACCUUUCGGGAUUGUAACUGGUCAUGGGUCCCUAGGACCGCAAACUUGGCAGCCGAUCACUUAGCCAAGUUAGCUAUGUCGAGGAUGAGCUUCUCUAUUUGGGUCAACGGACCCCCAUCCUCCUUGAUUGGAAUCUUGGACAAAGAUGGUCUUCCUAAUCCCCCAAUUCGUAGCGCUUAA
Prunus armeniaca (apricot) is the source of this 339-nucleotide messenger RNA. The record is from the annotation of a GenBank genome assembly. Lineage: Eukaryota; Viridiplantae; Streptophyta; Magnoliopsida; Rosales; Rosaceae.